Molecule: messenger RNA, 2215 nt
Organism: Papilio polytes (common Mormon)
Lineage: Eukaryota; Metazoa; Arthropoda; Insecta; Lepidoptera; Papilionidae
Product: nicotinamide riboside kinase 1
Exons: 7
Coding region: 767-1375 (202 amino acids)
Cellular component (GO): cytoplasm
Source: RefSeq, a predicted model, not a curated record
UACUCUAUGAUUUUGACGUUUCAGAAUUUCACAUUUUGUGAUGUGAAUUUAAAGAGGUUAGAUUAAAUAAUCGCUUGAAAUCCAAAAUAAAUGUUUUCGCAGAGUUUGGUUGUAUUAAAAUGUCAUCAGCUUUAGUACGACAAGCGCUUGCAUUCGUUGAAGGAGAAGAAAAGAGCGAACAGAAAAAACGACAGGGAAAAAAGACGCAACCUCAGGAACCGAACAUAGUUCGAGACUUACAUCACCCUUAUAGACGUAAGAAUAAAAAGCCACAAGAAAUUAAAAAAUCUGAACAGGAAAUAGCAGAGGAGAAUAUCAAAAAGCUUUUAUCUUUAUCAAAGCCUACUGCAAAUAGUUCUGUUGCUGAAAAAAUUGUAGAGAGAGCAGUUAAACGUAAGCCGUUAUUGGAAAAGAUUGAUGUUAAAAAGGACGAUCACAAAUCAAUUUUGUUCCCCGGAGAAUCAUACAAAAGCUUUGAAAAGGAAUAUUUUUGCAGCUAAUUGGUGUAAAGUUUUACAAUAAUGCUUAUAUGGAUGUACCAGAUGCUGUUUUAGGAAAGUUGAUCCUAUUGUGUACAGUUACUGUGUUUAUUGUGCUUGUGUUCUGGGUUAAUACCUAUCCAUUUAUAGACAAAGAUUUAUUAAUAUAUGAAUACAUUCCUGAUCCAAAGUGGGUAUUACUGGGCUGCGCUGUUUGGGGUUUUUUCUUUGUUGGAGGUCUAAUGUCCUUCACUCUGUACCACAUAUACCCACAUCUGUAACUCAAUAUGACCAAUAUGGACAAUUGGAUUGUGAUCGGAGUGUCCGGAGUCACUUGCGGAGGGAAAACUACUUUAGCAAAUCAAUUGAAAGAUAGAUUAACUCCGGUUUACGUUUUUCAUCAAGAUAAAUAUUUCUAUGCAGACGAUAGUCCCCAUCAUGUGAAGUGUGAAGGAAUGGAACAUAAUAAUUAUGACAUACUAUCGUCUCUAGAUAUGGAGAAAAUGUAUGGAGAUAUAGUAAGCACUAUGGAGGGACAGGAUUGUUCUCAUAUGUCCUGUACGGAAAGAGAAAAAGGCAGAUUAGAAGUGAAAGGGAAGAGUUUUUUGAUCAUAGAAGGUUUUACAGUGUUGAAUUAUGCACCUAUCAUGAAUAUUUGUAAUCUAAGGUACUACUUGGUGCUGGAGUACGCGGAGUGCGCCGUGCGGCGCGCGCACCGCCUGUACUCGCCGCCCGACGUGGCCGGCUACUUCGAGCGCUGCGUCUGGCCCGAGCACCUGCGGUACCGCGCGCAGAUAGAGAAGGACAAUCGCGUGACGAUACUGGACGGCACGCGGCAAGACGCGCUGCAGCAGGUGAUGGCGCACCUCGCCAAGAUGGGCGCCGGCGCGCUAUGACACCGCGUGACACCGCAUGACACCGCACAAGGGGACAAGACACCAUCAAAGAUAUUAAUGCGUAGUGAACUAAACUGUCUUACUCCAUUUAACUAUAGUCAAAUUUAAUAGAAAUUCCUGUAUAAUUAAUUUUACCUUUGCAAGUCUGUAAAGACACUGAAAAUACUAUCUAUACUAAUAUUAUAAAGAGGAAGGAUUUGUAUUUUUGUAUGUAUUGAAAUAAAUCAAAAACUAUUGAACCGAUUUCAAAAAUUGUUUCACCAUUAAAAAACUACGUGAUCAUUGAGUAUAUAUUUAUUUUUUAAUUUCACGUAGACGAAGUCGUGAGCAACAACUAGUAGACAAUAAAUGAUAUUAUCUGAGGUGUACCUAUAUUUUAUUUCAAUUGAAUUUGACUAUAGAAUAUUCUCAAUAAAUCCGUAGCUUGCAUUAUUAUUAAAAAUCUUUACAUCACGGUUAUAAUAGUUUAUGUAUAGAACAAAAUGUUAAAUGUUAUCGUGAUUCUUGAUUAAAGUAGAAAUAAGUGUUAUUUUGUAAAAUGUGCAAACAGAAAGUUGAAAUCAAUUCUUUAUAAAUAUAAAGCCAUUUAAAAUUUAGUAGUUACCAGAUAUUACACAGCCUUAUGAACCUGCCUUAGACGUUUGAAAGUGAAAUAAUUUUAUUGCAUAUACACGUUUUAUAUAAAACUUUAUCACGAUAUAAUAAAGAAUCAUUAUUUAAAUAAAAUUAUAAUGCUUGUUUCGUAGUAUUUGUAAAUUUGUUACUAGUAUUUCUGCUGGUAUAAUGUGGCUCUUUUUGUCAGUACUUUAUGUAGAAUGUAUGAAUAAAUUAUUGGCUAUA